Messenger RNA from Danaus chrysippus (African queen), 579 nucleotides. The record is from the annotation of a GenBank genome assembly. Lineage: Eukaryota; Metazoa; Arthropoda; Insecta; Lepidoptera; Nymphalidae.
AUGGGGAAGGCUAACAGUAAAAAUGUAUCGACGACAUUACAUCAUUGCACUCUAUGGAAGACCAACCGCAGUCCGUCGUGCAGGAACGUGAUGAUGGCUUUAGACGCCAUGAACAUCAGUCUCACAGAAGUUGACGUCAACAUGGACAAAGCUGAGCAUCGCGAAUCAGAGCUUACUACAAUGAAUCCCAAGCAGAGCUUACCCAUAUUAAAAGACAGGAACUUGAUUUUAUGUGACAGUCACGCAAUAAACACCUAUAUAGCGUCUAGAUAUUGUCGCUCGGACUACACUCUGCCCGAAGACCCGGCGGGGCGAGCGAUUGUGGAUCAAUUGUUGCAUUUCAACAGUGGCGUCCUUCAACCAAACUAUCGCGCAGCUUGUCACCCAAUUUUUUACGAGAACUGUCAAUUCGUAGCGCCUCAAUUCGUCAAGGAGAUAGAGCACUCGUACCAGGACUUGGAGAACAUGUUGGUGGGUAGAGCGUGGUUCAGUGGAUCACGAUACACUCUCGGAGACAUAGCCAUCGCGUCUAGUGUCAGCACACUCAAUGUUGUUGUUCCCAUAGACGUGAAAAGAUAA